UCUUCCGUGUAACCGCCUUCUCGCUCGCGGUGGUUUCUGGGAGACGGCCUGCUGUAGUGUGGCUCUGCGUGUUUUCUUCAGCGUGAGUCCGGUUUCCUUUCUGUCGGGGUAAUGGCUAGUGCAGCAGUAGCCGCCACCGCAGCAGUGGUCGGUGUCACCAGCGGGUCGAGCCGUAAGCGGAUGCUGAGGGAAGAAGACAUGACGAAAGUGGAGUUUGAGACGAGUGAGGAAGUGGACGUGACUCCCACCUUCGACACCAUGGGACUGCGGGAGGAUUUGCUCAGAGGCAUCUAUGCGUAUGGGUUUGAGAAGCCGUCCGCCAUCCAACAGAGGGCAAUUAAACAGAUAAUUAAAGGCAGAGAUGUAAUUGCACAAUCACAGUCUGGUACAGGCAAAACAGCAACAUUUUGUGUGUCUGUCCUUCAGUGUUUGGAUAUUCAGCUCCGGGAAACUCAAGCGUUGAUUUUAGCACCAACUAGAGAAUUGGCUGGACAGAUUCAAAAGGUUCUUCUUGCUUUGGGUGACUACAUGAAUGUGCAGUGCCACGCAUGCAUUGGGGGAACCAACGUAGGAGAAGAUAUCAGAAAACUGGAUUAUGGACAGCAUGUUGUUGCUGGCACACCAGGCCGUGUCUUUGAUAUGAUUCGGCGCAGAAGCUUAAGAACGCGGGCGAUUAAAAUGCUUGUUCUGGAUGAGGCUGAUGAGAUGCUUAACAAAGGUUUCAAGGAACAGAUUUAUGAUGUGUAUAGGUAUCUGCCACCAGCUACACAGGUGUGCCUGAUCAGUGCCACGCUUCCUCAUGAGAUCCUGGAAAUGACCAAUAAGUUCAUGACCGAUCCCAUCCGUAUCCUGGUGAAACGUGAUGAGUUGACGCUGGAAGGCAUUAAGCAGUUCUUUGUGGCAGUGGAGCGGGAAGAAUGGAAGUUUGACACCUUAUGUGAUUUGUACGACACACUCACCAUUACACAGGCUGUGAUUUUCUGCAACACAAAAAGGAAGGUUGAUUGGUUGACAGAGAAAAUGAGGGAGGCUAACUUCACUGUGUCGUCAAUGCAUGGUGACAUGCCCCAGAAGGAGAGAGAGUCCAUCAUGAAAGAAUUCAGAUCUGGUGCCAGUCGUGUACUGAUUUCCACUGAUGUCUGGGCAAGAGGUUUGGAUGUUCCGCAGGUCUCCCUUAUCAUUAACUAUGACCUUCCUAAUAACAGAGAAUUGUAUAUCCACCGAAUUGGUCGUUCAGGACGUUAUGGAAGAAAAGGUGUUGCAAUUAACUUUGUAAAGAAUGAUGAUAUCCGUAUCUUGCGAGACAUUGAGCAGUACUACUCUACCCAAAUUGAUGAAAUGCCAAUGAAUGUUGCUGAUCUGAUUUGAAGACUGGAUUAUCUGUAUAGAAGGAUUAUAUGGAACGAUUGACAACACAUUUUAUGUUGGCCGUAUUUCAUUUGUAGAGCAGAUUUUACUGUUUUUGAUCUUUUUACCUUUUAUUUAACGCUUCUGUACAAUGAGUCAAGCAUCCCAUUGUAAACCACUGUAAAUACAUUUGGUGAAUUUUCAAUAAAAAAAAAAUACAAACCUC
Bufo bufo (common toad) is the source of this 1573-nucleotide messenger RNA. It is a transcript of the gene EIF4A3, whose product is annotated as eukaryotic translation initiation factor 4A3. The transcript has 12 exons. The record is from RefSeq and is a predicted model, not a curated record. Gene Ontology annotation, cellular component: nucleolus; catalytic step 2 spliceosome. Bases 112 to 1368 code for a protein of 418 amino acids. NCBI's taxonomy places the organism in Eukaryota, Metazoa, Chordata, Amphibia, Anura, Bufonidae. Gene Ontology annotation, molecular function: ATP binding; RNA helicase activity; mRNA binding.